CAGCACUCUCCUGCUCUACGCGUCCACUGCGACGUAUUGCGGGGGUAUUGUGCAUAUGACGGUGGCAAACAAUCGUGUUGCUGAAGCGGCUGCGAAUAUGCUCUUCUCCGAAUCAUAUAUGGCUCCCUCGGAUGGCGGACUUUCCCCGCUGACUGCAGCGUGGAUCGCGACAAUGUCCCUCACGGUGAACGUCCUGAUCGGCGAUGCGAUCGUGUGGUGGCGUGCUUGCGUUCUGUGGCGAAGCAGGCUGAUGUACUGCCUGGGACCCGCGAUACUAAUCAUCGGUCUUGCGCUCGAAUUGCUUGGUGCCACUAUACAGGCAAAAACAGAGUCGCAGGUCGUGUCAUACAUUCCCGACAUAAUGGGUGCUCAUCCAUAUGGAGCCAUUGUGACCGGACUCUCCCUCAUCAUCAAUUUGCUGGCCACGAGUCUCAUUGGGAUCAAGGCCUGGCGACACAGAGCAUCUCUGCAGGGACACUUCGCAGAUAAUACUGGGCGACAGUAUGUCUUGAAGGUUCUCGCUUUGCUCGUCGAGACUGGUGUAGUAUAUUCCGCAACGCUGAUCGUCUCGACGGUAUACUUGGCGGUAAACCAAGUAUCGAGUCGACCAGGCCGCGCAUUCUCUAAUGGCUAUGAAGUGUUCACUUUUGGAUGUAUAGUCCCUAUGAUUGCGAUAUACCAGAUGCUGAUCAUCUUCGUCAUCGCCCUCGACCGUUCUCAACUAGAACACACAAUCCAGCAAGACGACGACUCGAACGUGACUUUGACUCAGGUCACUGGGGCCGUCUCUGUCACCGAGUCUACUGAAUGGGGAAGCGGAUAUACAGUAGACCGCAGCACAUCCAGAGGUUGGGGGAAAAGGCCUUAGGUAGUGCAAGUUACUCGAC
Molecule: messenger RNA, 887 nt
Organism: Dichomitus squalens LYAD-421 SS1
Lineage: Eukaryota; Fungi; Basidiomycota; Agaricomycetes; Polyporales; Polyporaceae
Exons: 6
Coding region: 119-868 (249 amino acids)
Source: RefSeq, a predicted model, not a curated record